GUACCUUUCAUGCUUUUAAAAAAAAGGAACUUUCUAGAAGAGCUCCACAUCGUCAGUGAAAGUGACACAAUGGACCCAAACCAAUUAGAUGAUACUUGUACCUACUCCAUCAAUGAUUGAAGCAGACCGUAUACUGCUGAUGUCUGGAGCACAUGGAAGGCAAGAGGAGGAGGAGAUACACAUCAGACAUGGGUUAUUGAGGGACCAUGUGAGUCACAUUCUGAGGGAUUUCAGAGAAGAGAUCAACACCUUUAAGGACUUAAUGCAUCAAGACAUCAGCUCAUUCACAUCCCACAUGGAAACGACCUGUGCGGAGGAAGUGCACAGAGCAAUGGCAAGUCUAGAAAACAUGCUGGAAAGUGAAGUGGACAGAGUCAGGAAAAUGACGGCAGCCAGGAUCAAGGGGGCGGAGGACAGCUUCCAAGCCAUGUCCAGUGGUCUAACAACGAAACUGAAAGUUCUGGAGGAAAAAGUGGAUGCCUUACAGUCUGUAACAAGAGCUUCUGACACUAGUCAGCAGCUUCCAGGACCGUCUGAGUCUCCCACCGCUUUGCCAACAGGACCUUCAGCAACCAGCGCACGUCUUCCGUCAAGACCCGGCACUCCACUUCCUCCAGCGUCAAGACCCGGCACUCCACUUCCUCCAGCGUCAAGACCCGGCACUCCACUUCCUCCAGCGUCAAGACCCGGCACUCCACUUCCUCCAGUGUCAAAACCCGGCACUCCACUUCCUCCAGCGUCAAGACCCGGCACUGCACUUCCUCCAGCGUCAAGACCUGGCACUCCACUUCCUCCAGCGACUUCUCGUGAAGAACCUGAGGUGCACCGCUGCUGUACCAUUAGCGGAAAACAUCCACAACCAAGAAGUACCCUAUCAGCUGAGCAAAGGGAACUUCCAGGACCUUCUCCAAGUCAGUUGGAAGUCAUUUAUGUACCUGGCUCUCCUCCUCCAUCAGAUUUGCCAGAGCAGCUUGCAAUACCCUGCAGUCCCCCACCUCUCACAUCGACACCUCUGUCCUCUAAAAGCCAAGGUGUUAAGAGGAAGGCUGCGGCCGGCCUGGAAGAGCUGGAUCAAGACCUAGCACAAGACCUUCAAUCAUACAUGCCAGCACAUCACUCCAGCCGAGAUUUCAAGAUUGCAGCUUGCUUUUUUUGAAAUGCAGAUGGACAAGCUGCAGAUUAAAGAUGCCAAAAGUCGUGAAACGAAUGCCCUGAUCAUCCGGUCCCGUGGGGAGAAGCACAACAUCUGGUUACCUGGCUGGAAACCCCACGGGAGUUCAAGUAUGCAAGACUUUCUUGCAGAAAAAAUCAAAACAACCCUAAAAAAAAAAAAGAGAAUUGCUCAAAUUACUCAGGAAGAAAUGUCACUUUUGGACACUGAUGACACAUUUAAAAGUGUUUGAGUUGCAAUUUUGCCCAUGCAUAUUUAACUGUAUUUAUUUGUGUAAAUAAAAAAUGCAAAGUCAGUAAAA
This is a messenger RNA of Astyanax mexicanus (Mexican tetra), 1472 nucleotides long. Its product is annotated as protein diaphanous homolog 1-like. The record is from RefSeq and is a predicted model, not a curated record. The coding region runs from base 89 to 1156 and encodes 355 amino acids. The transcript has 3 exons. Lineage: Eukaryota; Metazoa; Chordata; Actinopteri; Characiformes; Acestrorhamphidae.